AUGGGGGCGGAAGAGGCAGCGACGCCCAUCCAGCUACCGAGAAACUCUGCGUCUUCAAGAGAUGACACGAACACACCGACCACCGCUACUCUCAGCGACGAAAAGCCUGGUCCGAUACAGCAGCAAACGAUUACACAGCCAGUCAACAACGACGAUGAGGCAGCCCGACUCCCGGGCCCAGCCCCUGACAGCGCCGAAGACAACUACAACCCCAAGUCUCUCAAGUUCUGGCUCAUCAUCGUCAGUGCAUUUGUGUCCAUGUUCCUCGUUGCCUUGGACCGGACCAUCAUUUCCACUGCCAUUCCCACAAUCACGGACGACUUCCACUCGCUGUCGGACAUUGGCUGGUAUGGAUCAUCAUAUAUGCUUACAACGGCAGCCUUUCAACUGGUUUGGGGGCGUAUCUACCGCUUCUACGAUCUGCGCUGGACGUUUUUGACGUGUAUCGUCAUCUUUGAGGUUGGCUCUGCCAUCUGUGGUUCCGCACCGAGCUCGAAGGUGUUUAUAGUCGGACGGGCAAUCGCAGGAGUUGGAUCUGCUGGCAUCACGACCGGAUCUCUACUUACGACCAUCGAUUUGAUCCCGCUGGCGAAGCGUCCCAUGUUUCAAGCCUCGUUCGGCCUCAUAUUUGGCGUUGCAAGCAUCACCGGCCCUCUCAUGGGCGGUGCUUUUACAGAAAACGUCUCAUGGAGAUGGUGCUUCUAUAUCAAUCUGCCAGUCGGAGCCGUCGCCUUCGCCUUCCUCUUCUUCUUUCUGAGGGUCCCUCCGAAGCCCAAAGCCCCUGCAUCCGUCAAGGAACAGAUCCUCCGCCUCGACCCUAUCGGCACUUUGUUCUUCAUCCCCUCCACUGUCUGCCUCUUGCUCGCUCUGCAGUGGGGAGGGUCAGAAUACGAUUGGAAAAACUGGAGAAUCAUCCUUCUCUUCAUCAUGUUCGGAGUGUGUGCCUUGGCAUUUGCCUUUGUCCAAGUCAAAAUGCCCGAGACCGCGUCUCUGCCUCCUAGAGUGAUUGGCCAGAGGACCCUGCUAUGUGCGGCGCUUUUCAUGCUGUUUGUUGCAGGCGCCAUGAUGCUCUUGGUUUACUUUAUUCCCUUGUGGUUUCAAACCACACAUGGCAUCAGCCCUGUGCGAUCCGGCAUCUACACACUUCCCUUGGUGUUGAGCCUUGUCAUCGCUGUAACCACGUCUGGAAUCUUGACUCAGCGUAUUGGAUACUAUAAGCCGGCUCUAGUGUUAGCUCCCUGCAUCAUGGCGGUGGGCGAGGGCCUCUUAUAUACCUUUAAGCCAACCACUGGAUCCCCUCACUGGAUUGGCUACCAAUUUCUCGCGGGAUUCGGACUGGGCUUUGGAUUCCAGACGGCCAAUCUUGCUGUUCAAGCCACGCUUCCGAAAAAGGAUAUACCCACGGGUGUCUCGAUUCUGUUCUUUGCUCAGCAGCUGGGAGGUGCCGUCUUCCUGUCCGUCGGCCAGACGGUUUUGAACACUUUGCUCGUGUCCCGUCUGAAAAACGUGCCAGGACUGGAUCCCGAGACGAUUGUUAAGACCGGUGCGACUGAGCUGAGCAAAAUCGUGCUUCCGCAGUAUGUUUCUGCUGUGGUUAAUGCGUAUAACUAUGCCUGCACUCACAUAUUCCUGGCUGCGUUGGCAUUGACUUGUGCUCAGCUGGUAGCUGCCCUGGGCAUUGAAUGGGGAAGCGUCAAGAAACCGAAGAAUCAGCAAGUAAAGGCAUAA
Messenger RNA from Trichoderma citrinoviride, 1728 nucleotides. Its product is annotated as MFS general substrate transporter. The transcript is spliced from 4 exons. The record is from RefSeq and is a predicted model, not a curated record. Bases 1 to 1728 code for a protein of 575 amino acids. NCBI's taxonomy places the organism in Eukaryota, Fungi, Ascomycota, Sordariomycetes, Hypocreales, Hypocreaceae. Gene Ontology annotation, molecular function: transmembrane transporter activity. Gene Ontology annotation, biological process: transmembrane transport.